Alosa sapidissima (American shad) is the source of this 4022-nucleotide messenger RNA. RefSeq names its product hyperpolarization activated cyclic nucleotide-gated potassium channel 3 (gene hcn3). Gene Ontology annotation, molecular function: voltage-gated potassium channel activity. Gene Ontology annotation, biological process: potassium ion transport; transmembrane transport. The record is from RefSeq and is a predicted model, not a curated record. Gene Ontology annotation, cellular component: membrane. The transcript has 8 exons. The coding region runs from base 785 to 2686 and encodes 633 amino acids. NCBI's taxonomy places the organism in Eukaryota, Metazoa, Chordata, Actinopteri, Clupeiformes, Clupeidae.
UGAUCCUGGGCUCCAAUGACAUCUUGAAACCAGGCGGUUUGUUACUUGUCAUUGUACUGGCGCGUGCUGUGUUUGCGUGGCCAUCCAUUGUCGGAGCUGAUCGGCUACCACGCUCAAAGCAAUUAGGCCGUGCCCUUAAUUAAGUUCACCUAGAAGUUUGAAGCUUUUGGAUGCGCAUCCCGGAAUAGGACACCGGGCACUUAACUGAUUGGAUCCCUGCCACACUUGCAACAAAACACCUCACUGGAGUGAUUCUGCCAAUCAGAAAAAAUAUAUAGGCUAGUCAAGAAAAGGCAGUAUGUUUUUGGCUAACGGUCAACCAUCAUCAAUAAUCUCUCUCCCUAGAUAGGCUAAUAAUCUGUCUCGGAUAAGAACCAGUCUGUGACUCAUAUGGCCAGCCCCACCGACGCAACAGCCCUCAGGUGUCAGCGAAGGAGGGCUGUGAGCAAGCCGAUUAAAAUACCUGUGCAAUUGCACACCUGUAUGCGUGCUCAUCCACGAGCAGCGAGCGAGCAGGCACACCAGUCCAAUCUUUACGCGAUAGAACUAAUUAAUCAAUUACUGAUACAGCAACACGUACUUGUAUGUACUUGAAGUCCAUGGUGUCACACAUCCAUAAACGGAGGAAAACAAUUCGACGCUAAAGCAGAAUCUUAAUCUGAGCGCGCGCGUCAAGGUGACGCACCUUGGGGUUGGCUCAUGGGCUGCACACUUUUGGAAACUAACUAUUUGUAUGUUGUAAGUGUUUUAGAUUAUUCUGACUACUCUCCCACUCAACUUGGAUAUGGAUAUCGAUGGGCAACACAUUGCACCGAAUGGGGACUCCAAACCGCGCAGUAGCUCCAGGAUAUUCUCAUCCCCUUGGCGCUCAGUAUCGGAGACAUCCGUGCGAGGUGAUCGCACGGACAACGUGAGCAGGAGGUUGAUGUCUCUCGUGAACCCACAUCACCUACGGGCCUCAAGUAACCAGAACUCCAAAAUGACAGACUUUGGGGGAUCUCAGACCUCCACAGGGACCACCUCCACAACCAGAUGUGGUUCGAACAUUUAUGAUGAUAAGUACUCGGGUGAAAUGCCGAGAACUCCAUCACCAGACAUAGACGAACAGGCUGAUGGCAUGGACAAUACCUUCUUGAAUAGAAGACUCAGUACAAUGCUCCAACCCGGAGUCAAUAAAUUCUCCCUGCGAAUGUUUGGUAGCGCUAAAGGAGUGGCAGCGGAGCAACAGCGGGUGAAAUCUUUCGACGUGUGGAUAAUUCACCCUUACAGCGACUUCAGGUUCUACUGGGACCUGGUGAUGCUGUUCUUGAUGAUGGGGAACCUAAUCAUCCUGCCGUGGGGCAUCACCUUCUUUGAGGACCAGAACACGAUACCAUGGAUCAUGUUUAACAUGGCCUCCGACACGCUUUUCCUUCUUGACCUGGCCCUUAACUUCCGCACAGGUGUACUGGAAAACGACAAUGAUCAGAUCAUUUUGGAUCCAAAGGUGAUCCGGAGUCGUUACCUGCGCGGCUGGUUCAUGGUGGACUUAAUCUCGUCCAUCCCAGUGGACUACUUCUUCCUGGUGGUGGACCUGCAGUCUCGGCUGGAGUCGUCAGAUGUGUACCGCACAGCCAGGGCACUGCGCAUCGUCCGCUUCACCAAAAUCCUGAGCCUGCUGCGCCUGCUCCGGCUCUCCAGACUCAUCCGCUACAUCCACCAGUGGGAGGAGAUUUUCCAUAUGACCUAUGACCUCGCGGCUGCGGUGGUGCGGAUUGUAAACCUGAUUGGCAUGAUGCUGCUGCUGUGCCACUGGGAUGGCUGCCUGCAGUUCAUGGUGCCCAUGCUGCAGGACUUCCCGCCCGACUGCUGGGUCGCCAAAAACAACAUGGUGCAUUCCAGUUGGCAGCUACAGUACUCUUAUGCCGUCUUCAUGGCCAUGAGCCACAUGCUGUGCAUUGGUUACGGGAUGCAGGCUCCUGUGAGCCAGACAGACGUCUGGCUGACCAUGUUAAGCAUGAUCGUCGGUGCUACCUGUUAUGCCAUGUUUCUGGGCACCGCUACCAACCUGGUGCAAUCUCUGGACUCUUCCCGCCGACAGUACCAGGAUAAGUAUAAGCAAGUGGAACAGUACAUGUCAUUCCACAAGCUUCCUGCUGACUUGCGACAGAAGAUCCACGAUUAUUAUGAAAACCGCUUCCAGGGCAAGAUGUUUGAUGAGGACAACAUCUUAGAAGAGCUCAGUGAUCCACUCAAAGAGGAGAUAAAGGGCUACAAUUGCCGUGAGCUGGUGGCCAACAUGCCAUUCUUCGCUAACAUUGACCCCCAUUUCGUGACCGUUGUGCUGAGCAAAUUGUGCUUUGAGGUGUUUCUCCCAGGCGACGUCAUCAUACGGGAAGGCACGCUUGGCCGUAAAAUGUACUUCAUACAACACGGCUGUGUUACGGUCAUCACCAGUGACAAGAAGGAAAAGCAGCUCGUUGACGGCUCAUACUUUGGGGAGAUCUGUUUAUUAACUCGUGGGCGGCGCACGGCCAGUGUGAAGGCAGAAACAUACUGCCGCCUCUACUCCCUGAGUGUGGAGAGCUUCAACGAGGUCCUGGAAGAGCAUCCUCUCAUACGCAGAGCUUUCGAGAGCAUCGCAAUGGAGCGCAUAGAUCGACCAGACAUUUCUAUCACGGCACCAGAGAAACAGAAAGAGAGUUAAAGACACUGAGAGAGAGAGAGAGUAGAGUGAGGAGGGAUGCAGUGAUGAAGACCCACAUGGAUAUCUGGGAAGUCUGAGAUAGAACUAUGCGGUUGAGGAAAUUCCUUCAUUGAAACUUCUACUACACCUUGGCUGUACCUCAACAUUAGGUUUGAACUGUACAGUAUUCAGAUGAUAAUCAUAAGCCCUGCACCAAAACCUGAUGUCCAGUUUUCACUAAAUGUGGGGCACGCAUAUCAGUUCACAACAUUCUCCUGAAUGAAUGUUGGGAACUGAUAUGCAUGUGUUACGAACCAAAGUAACAUAAAGAGGGAAGGCGCACACGAAUUGCAGGGUACAGAAAUAUAUUUAUUACCAAAAAUUAAAGAUUACAGUAACGACAAACAAUCUAGGGUAUUCAAACGAAAAUCAAAAAGCAAGCAGGUUCUCAGGACAGGCAACCAGACAGCAGCGAUAUGGCAAAGGCCUCCAACAACGGGACGGACGGAAGUGAUGGGGACGACUCCGAAUCCUAAACGCCUCUCUCCAAGCAGGGUUAGGUUGGCCUUAAAUAGCAUUGCACCCCUAGGUGCAGGUGUAGCCAUACACUUGGGCGCGAGCUUGAAGGCCUGAAAAACAAGGAGAGUGAUGACAACAAGGGGAUGCCAAAACACACAUCAAAACGGAGGGACCAUAAACAUCCCAAAAAUAACCCACUGUAACAGCAUGCAUGUUUUGAAUGAAUCAUUAGAUUGGACUAAUUUCUAGAAAACAUAUCAUGAAACGCUGCCAUUUCCAAUGGACUGUACAUGGAUGUAUACUCUCCUUUCCUUCAAUAUGGGACAGUCUCUAGUAUAUUAGCAUGGUCAUAGUGACCUCUAGUGACAAAUAUAUGUAAAACAACUGAUUUUCUUUCACAGGUUUGACUUCCAAAAAACUGAUAUUUGUUGUUAAUAGAAAAAAAAAACAGCUAUGAAAAUGCACAUUAUCAUAAGGCAGCUAUAUCAUUUUUCAGGACUUAGUUCGAUGUUGAAAAUAUUCCUAGAUGAAGUUACUUGAUCUCAAGGCACAACGGUAAAUUUACAACACUUUAUGAAAAUGGACAGUAGAAUAGUGUGCAUAUGACUGUACCAAACAGGCAGAUAUUAAGCCUUCUCACUAUGCUGGAGCUAGCACCUUUAUUCAAUGUGUCAUAGGCCUGUAGAGUCAAUCAACAUGUUAUAAUGCUACUCAACAAUGUCUGCUUGUGUCAUAUUAUGGGAGUAGGCCUAACUAUUAACACAACAAACACAGACCAUAUACAACUGUGUGUACAUUUUCAGGUGAUUAAAGGGCACAUCAAUGUGUUUUGUGCUUA